CGUGACAUAGGCGGGGCGGGUGGCAGGCGUAUUGUGGUGGAGGGGCUCAGCUUGUCAGGUUUAACAAAGUACUGUGCAGAGAACCUGGAAGAGCUAAGCCAGAAACCAAGGUGUGAAUAUUGGAAAGGAAAGACUGCCAGAACAAUAGCUUUUAUAAAAGAUGUGCUGGCAAAAAUAAUUUUCACUAGUGGCCCUUGAUAAAUCUAGUGCCUUAAGAAAAAAGAUGGGGUUUGGAAGUGAUCUGAAGUAUUCUCAUGAAGCUUUGCUAAAACUGCAAGAUUGGGAGUUACGGCUAUUGGAAACAGUGAAGAAAUUUAUGGCCAUGAGAAUAAAAAGUGACAAAGAAUAUGCAUCCACUUUACAGAACCUUUGCAAUCAGGUUGAUAAAGAGAGUACCUCACAAUUGGAUUAUGUUAGUAAUGUAUCAAAGUCAUGGUUGCUUAUUGUGCAACAAACGGAGCAGCUUAGCAAGAUCAUGAAGACACAUGCAGAAGACUUGAAUGCUGGGCCAUUACAUAGACUUACUGUGAUGAUCAAAGACAAACAGCAGAUAAAGAAGAGUUAUGUAGGUGUUCACCAGCAAAUUGAGGCAGAGAUGUUCAAG
Molecule: messenger RNA, 604 nt
Organism: Python bivittatus (Burmese python)
Lineage: Eukaryota; Metazoa; Chordata; Lepidosauria; Squamata; Pythonidae
Source: RefSeq, a predicted model, not a curated record